Phoenix dactylifera (date palm) is the source of this 1996-nucleotide messenger RNA. RefSeq names its product putative aquaporin NIP5-1. Gene Ontology annotation, cellular component: membrane. Lineage: Eukaryota; Viridiplantae; Streptophyta; Magnoliopsida; Arecales; Arecaceae. Gene Ontology annotation, molecular function: channel activity. Gene Ontology annotation, biological process: transmembrane transport. The record is from RefSeq and is a predicted model, not a curated record.
GGCAUUGACCUCUCCCACUUCUACCAUCUCCUUAUAUUCACACUCUUCCUCCUCCAAAGCCCUCGAUCCCUGCAUUUGUUCCUCACACACUCUCUCUUUCUCUCCUAAUUUCUACUGCAGGAUUGAAGGCACCCAAAUGCGAGCUUUGUUUCGAUCUAUGCAGGUUUGAGUGUCCUUUUCCGUUCCUCUAAAUCCUCCCAUUUCAAGAACGUGGCUUUGUGAAACUUGGAUAUCUUUCCUCUCAUUUCUUGACAAAUCCUCAUAUUCUUCAUCCAAAAUCGUUAGCCAUAAAACCAAGCAACUCUCGUUUUAGGCUUCGUUAAACUGGCUCUCCUCUCUCUCAUUAUUCCUUAGAGAAACGUUUAUAAAAAACCUUCAGAUCAUGUAAUUUUUGCCUCUUCUCUUCCAUCAUCAAACCCAAAAAAAAUCUCAAAAAAAAAAUAUAUAUUAGCUCUAUUUAUUAUGAAACCUUGACAAAGGCUCCAGCUCUAUUGUUAUCAAUCCUGGCCAUAAUUCUACCAUUCUUAUAGCCAUACCUUUAUAAAAACCACCAAAUCAUGUAAUAUUUCCCCUUCCUAGCACACCCCCUUUUUUUCUGAAAAAAAAACCAAAAAAAAAAAAAAAAAGUUACUUGCUGUAGCUUCGGACGAUGCCGGAGACGGAGAACGGAACGCCGAACGUGUCGGCUCCGCCGACGCCUGGCACGCCGGGGGCGCCACUCUUCUCGUCAGUCCGAGUCGACUCGCUGUCCUACGAGAGGAACUCGAUGCCGCGGUGCGGCAUGUGCUUGCCGGUGAACUCCUGGGCCUCCCCUCACACGUGCUUCACCGAGUUCCCCAAGCCCAACGUGUCCCUCACCCGCAAGCUUGGAGCAGAGUUCGUUGGCACCUUCAUUCUGAUAUUUGGUGCGACUGCAGGCCCCAUCGUGAACCAGAAGUACAACGGAGCCGAGACUCUCAUCGGCAAUGCUGCAUGCGCCGGGCUCGCGGUCAUGAUUGUCAUCCUCUCCACCGGCCACAUCUCCGGCGCCCACCUCAACCCCUCCCUCACCAUCGCCUUCGCAUGCCUCCGCCACUUCCCCUGGGUCCAAGUCCCUGCAUACAUAGCUGCCCAAGUCUCCGCAUCCAUCUGUGCUUCCUUCGCACUCAAGGGCAUCUUCCAUCCUUUCCUCUCCGGCGGCGUCACGGUCCCUUCGGUUGGCAUCGCCCAGGCGUUCUUCCUCGAGUUUUUCAUCACCUUCAACCUCUUGUUCGUCGUCACCGCCGUCGCUACAGAUACUCGAGCGGUAGGAGAAUUGGCCGGAAUAGCAGUUGGCGCUACGGUUAUGCUUAACAUCCUCGUCGCCGGGCCAUCGAGCGGCGGAUCGAUGAACCCGGUGAGGACGCUGGGGCCGGCGGUGGCCGCUGGGAACUACAAGCAGGUGUGGAUAUAUCUGGUGGCGCCCACUGCGGGGGCCAUCGCUGGAGCUGCCACCUACACGCUUGUGAAGCUCACAGAAGAGGACGACGGGGUGGCGCCACGCUCGGCGAGAAGCUUCCGCCGCUAGACUCGAUCCGAGGGUGAACUAUGGCUAUCCUACUCGCUGCUUCUGCUUUCUUGGUUCAUGUGUGCUUGUGUGCUUGUGUGCUUGUAUGCGACUUUGUGAGUGAUGAUAAUUUUUAAGUGUAAUAAUGGUCGUUUGCUUGGGAUGAACGACUGUGGAGAAGCUAGCUUCGUGGAAGUGACGGCAAGUCCACGCUUAUCAGCCAAAAGGGUAAGGGGAAAUGCGAAUGCGAUGGCGGAGCGAGUGGUUUGUGCUGUGGCUGACGUGAAGCUAGCUGUCCCUGUGUCGAGAGUGUGAGACGAAGCGAAUCUCGUCAGGGGGUGGAUGGGCGGAGGGGUUCGGUUUGUCAGUGGUCCUUUGUGUGGUUGUGAGGAGUCUUCAGAAUAAAGUGAGUGUGAUAUGUGUCCGGGGUGUAUCUGUUGAAAACUGCUCUAAUAAUAUAUAUAUAUAUAU